GGCGCUUCAGUCGCAUCGUGUCGCUCGUGGGGGGUGCAUCGACGCGCGUCCGCCUCGCUCCCAUCUCGCGUUCGCGUUCGCGGUGUAACUUGUACGUAGGGUACGGUGGCGUGUAUGCGUUCUCGCACGUGACACAUACGCACACGCUCGCCCGCACACGUAAAAAUACAUAUGUGCGUUUCAUGCUGUGAUACGAGCCGAGUGGCCGAGCGUGCAUGUGCCGGGAGCACCGCUGGAUGUACGUGAUCGCCUGGACGCGUCGCUGAUCGCCGUCUCUGACCUCUCCUCUCUUUCUCUCUCCCUCUCUCUCCCUUAUUCUUUUCUCCUCUCCUCUCUUCCCGUCUCUUCCUUUUUCCUUCUCUUCCUCGUCUUCCUCCUCUACGAACGCACCAAAUGUUCGCGCCGCAUGCCCCGAGUGCUCGCAGCACCGCCGCCGCUCGUUUUCGUCGCCGUCGUCGUGCCGUCUGACGGCGCGUCCGCCGUUCGGCAAACGAUCACCGCGUUCCGAUACGGUGGAUGACUCCGCCAGGAACGAAUCAGUAAAACAAGAAGAAGAAGAAGAGAAGGAGGAGGAGGAGAAGACACAGGAAUACGGAUCGCGAAGGCGCUAUAGCGAUAAGCGGAAGAGAGAGACGAUCUUCACCGAGUGUGAGAUCUUUUUCUCGCGAUACGUCCUCCGGUCCCGCGUACGGAUUUCCCUCGCGGGUUUCCCUCUAUAUUUCUCUCUCUUUCUCUCGCCGUUUGUCUCGUCACCCGGGGCCAUUUUGCCGAAAAUGAAAAUAACCCCGCGAGCCGCCUUUCGCGGGUUCCCCGCGUCCUCGCUCCUGCUCGCGAUCCUCGUCUGGUGCCACUGCGUGUGCUCGAUCGCGCACGCGAGAUCGCACCGCCUGAAGACGACGUCCAACGGCACCGAGCCCGCCGCCGACUGCGAGCUGGUCAGGUCGUUCUUCGACUCCAAGAACAUCACGCUCGCACCGGCCCCCGCGGACUCCCCGAAGACGAGAUGCGGUGGCAAGUGCUGCGGCGAAGAGAUGGAGGAGCGUCUGAAGCAACAAGCCCGGGUGGAGUUCCACGAUCUGAUCCAUCAUCACAGUAGAAGUCUACAAGGCCUCCUCGCCACCACCGCCGACGCUCUCAGAGAGACGGUGAUCGUGUUGCUGCGGAGGUCGGAGAACAAGACCCUGAUCAUGUUCGACCACGUGUACCGCUCGAUGGCGGUGCAGAGCAGAUCAUCGAUCCGAGGGCUCUACCAGGCGAUGAUGGACUACGUGUCGCCCGCCAACACCCCGGACAAUCUGCAGCAGCCGUUGACGCGCGAGACGCUGCAGGAGCGCAUCAACGAGUUCUUCACGCGGCUCUUCCCGAUCGCUUACCAUUAUGCCAUUAAUCCGCAUGGGGAUCGACAGGAUUUCACCGACAAGUUCAAGUCCUGCCUGUACGAGAGGAUCGACGAGAUACAGCCGUUCGGCGACACGCCCCAGGAUAUAUUUAAGAAGAUCGGCAAGAGCUUGGAGGCCACCAGGAUUCUGGUGCAGGCGUUAACACUCGGCAAAACUGUCCUCGACAAGACCGACAACGUGCUAUUUGCCACCGACAGCAGCAGUCCGCAACAGGAGGCCUGCUACGAUGCCCUGCUUAGGAUGACCUAUUGUCCCAAAUGCAUGGGAAUUGCAGAUGAUAUAAAACCCUGCAACGGAUUCUGCACGAACGUGGUGAGAGGCUGCCUGACGGAGCCGGCGUCCGAACUGGAUCUCGCGUGGUCCGGUUACGUGGAGACGGUCGAGAGGCUCGUCGCGGCGGUGAGCAGCAAUACCGAUUACCACGGUCUGAACGUCAGGUUCGCCGUCAGGGAGUUGGACUCCCGCAUUUCGGAUGCCAUCAUGCACGCGAUGGAGGACGGUCCGCGGCUCGAGGAGAAGGUGAGAAAGGUGUGCGGUCGUUCGGAGCUGCUGCCGUUCGACGAGAAGAGCCUAGUGUCCUCGGAUGCAGCUGCGAAAUCGUCCACGUCGUCCACCGGCGAGGUGCACGCAGCUGCGUCGUCGCCACACGCGCAAGACGACCUGCUGAACCAGUUGCACAAGCAGCUGGUUAACUUUCUGGCGAGCGUCCUCAGGUCCCGCAUCUUCUACGGCACGCUGGCAAUCUCGAUCUGCGAGGACAACCCCGACCAUCAUUGCUGGAACGGCGAACGCGUCGGAGAAUACACGAAAACCGUGGUGGAUUCCAGUUUGAGCGCUCAACGAUACAAUCCUGAAUUCACGAUAACGAUGUCGUCGACGCCGACCACCUACACCAGCAAUACGAACACCAGCGCGCUCAUUGAUCAAUUGAGGCACAUUAAUCAGGUGGUGCAGUCCCAAUUGGCGUCCGACUUCGGGCCCGACGCCUUCCUGGCCGACGAGGCCCUGGACGGUUCCGGAAGCGGGGACAGCCCGGGCUUUAGGCCGCACGGUAACGGCGAGAUCGACGACGACGAGGACGGCGACGACGACGACGAGGCGUCCGGCUCCGGAAACGGUCCCAUCACGACAGGUACAGACUCGUCGAUGAAGGCUCAUCCGAACGGUCCGCCCCACGACGGAUCGGGAUCGUCCACGAUCUUGCUAUCAUCCGUGGCCCUCGCUAUCGUCUGCGCAUCGCUUAUCGCUUAAUCGGUCGAAUUGCCGCAACGAGAGUACGAUUUCGAUCGCGAUAUUUAACGGCCCGGACGUAGGCGAACGUAGAUAAGGAGAGUUAAACUAGUUUCUCUGUCGCGAUCGGAGGAUUGUUAGCAGGUCGGACCUAUCCGCUUUUCGCGCGGGAUUCUUCCGGCGUGCGUGAAUGCCGAUGAGCAGCCUCGUAAGGAGGGGUUCACGGGUAGCUUCCGCCCGCCGGAAUCGCGUACGAGCGAUGCCGUUGAUAAUUUAUCGGUGGCGUGUUGGGCAGCGAAGCGAACUGUUCCUGCCGCGAUCCCGCUGGAAGGACGCCGCGGUUCUCAGUGAUAUAUCGAUGCGCAUGGAAUGUGUAUGCGUGUGUGUCUGUGUGCGUAUAUGCAUGUGUGUGUAUGAGAGGGAAAAAGAGGAACGGUUUGUAAAAGUAUAUGAUGGGGAGAAAGGGAAAGAGAGAGAGAGAGAGAGAAAAGAACGGCAAAACGGAAAGAAGCGAUGGGCGAACCGAGUCUGAGACGUCGCGCUUGUAAAACGCGAUGAUAAAUCUCGCGAUGUUUUUUCCAGGUGCAGUUUUUUUUUUUACAGCGACAGGAACGCUAGUUUUCUUUUUCGUGUAGAUAUCGAUACCGAGGAACUGGAGCGCGUAAUGUUCGCCUCGGUAGAACUCGAAAUUAACGUUUUGAAAAACAAAUGCAGUCUCUUUCCAAGGUUUAUAUUCAGAAAAGAGACUUUUUUCUAAGUUUGUAAUUUUGCAAGAUGCGUAGCAUUUAUGCUUUUUGCUUGAAGGGACAAGCGACAUGCCUUCUGACCCUAGAGAAUUGAGGAGAGUACUUUAUCACUGCGAGUUAGAUCUAGCCGAAGAGAGACGCGGGUCAGUAUUCUGCAUGUGACUUUGUUUUCGUAGUAAAUGUUCAAAAUUGGCGAUUUUAUUUUUCGCAAACCAAGUGAGAGAGGAAUCGGGAUUAACGUUGCUCAAACACGAAGCCGCGAGAGGAAAUUUAUUGAAACCGCGAUAUAAAUAAAUCGUUAGCCAAAAGGGUAUCGUAGAGACAUAUCCCGUUUAGAAAUUGCCAAGUACACCCGUUAUCUCACUCGACUGAUUUUACGCGUGCUUUCUCGCGAGAGCUAGAGACGAGCCGUGGAAAUGUAUGGGCCUAAAGAGAGAAAAGUUUCUGUCAAACGGAGCGUACUCGCGCUCGAGUGCCAGUAUUACAUAAGAAUGCAGGAUGGUCGCGGCAGCCAUCGAUCGCCGGCUCCAGGGAGGACAAAACUUCCGAUCCGAAGGUCGACGAGUCCGCGCUGUCCGACUCCGUUUAUCUUUCGCGAGAGGGGAAAAGUGUGUCGCGCGGCUCUGAGAAAUGGCUUCGAGGAGCGUCAACUCCUCUUUGUUAUAUCGGGUGUACGUGUUGUUAGUUUUGCGAUAAGGCGAGCGAUUCGCUGGGGAAGCGCCUAGAAAGAAAUUGCAGUAAUUGCAUAGAGAGAAAGAGACAACCUUCGGAGAGAGAAACUCCGGUGACAAACCCCGCAUUCUCUCAUCUAUAUAGGGCGGCAUCCAAGCCUCAAACGUGGCUCGAUCCGCCGAAUGCAGAAUGAUCAAUUAUAAUUUAAUGCGGAAUGCUCCGAAGGAUAUCGCGUACUUUACAUUCUUUAUACAUUAAAUUUCUUUCGUUAAUUACUGGGAUAGAACGCGUGUAGGGAGAACUACGCGAUUCGUUCGAAAUCGCCGCAGAGGCAUCCGCAAUACGUUCGAAAUUCUCAACUCGUCGGUUUCUAAAUGUUUAUUUUUGUAUCCGUCUUCACCGUUAUUGGACUAUUUGUAAGAUAAAAUCUUUUUUACUUUUAUUUUUUAUUUAUUUUUUUUUUUUUAGAAACUUGCGUUUUAGCAGAAUUACAUUUUGAAUUGUGAACCGGACUCGAUCUCGCGCGGUCACGUUGCCGGUGCCGAAUGCCAGAUGAGAGUAGGUAUAUGGAAAAACGAAAGUAUUUUACCUUCACUUCCUACGACUCGCAGAAGUCGUACGAAUAUCGUUAGCUCUCGAGCCAAUCGGCCGCGAACAGCGCGCGCCGGCCAAACAACAGCCCACGUUAGUGUGCCUCGUAUUUCUCGCGUGUCGGAGUUUUUUUUUUAAUCUUUUUUUGUGUGUAAAGUAGGAAAAAGUGUCUUUCGCCGCGCCUCGUCUACGGCAGACGUCGAUAUAUUGCAGAUUAUUAUUGGAAACGACGAAGGGAGGCCAUAAUUACCCGUCGUCGAUUAUACGCGCAUGCCAUAUGUAUAAAAUUACAUAUAUGUAUAAUCAUGUAUAUGUAUAUACCUAUAUGAGAUAUAU
Messenger RNA from Temnothorax curvispinosus, 4975 nucleotides. It is a transcript of the gene dally, whose product is annotated as division abnormally delayed protein. The transcript is spliced from 8 exons. NCBI's taxonomy places the organism in Eukaryota, Metazoa, Arthropoda, Insecta, Hymenoptera, Formicidae. Gene Ontology annotation, cellular component: cell surface; extracellular region; plasma membrane. Gene Ontology annotation, biological process: positive regulation of canonical Wnt signaling pathway; regulation of protein localization to membrane; cell migration. Bases 774 to 2651 code for a protein of 625 amino acids. The record is from RefSeq and is a predicted model, not a curated record.